Neolamprologus brichardi is the source of this 2733-nucleotide messenger RNA. The record is from RefSeq and is a predicted model, not a curated record. NCBI's taxonomy places the organism in Eukaryota, Metazoa, Chordata, Actinopteri, Cichliformes, Cichlidae.
AUGGAUGGCUGGGUUUGGCUCAUUUUCACUCUGGUUACCCCACCUACCACCACUGCCCUGAAAUGUGAUAAUGGAGGGGAAAUCUUAAACGGUGUCUGCCUCUGUCCUGAUGAAUGGACUGGAGAGACAUGCUCAGAAGUAAAUUUCUGUGCAGCCCAACGAUUUGAAGGAUUCAGGUUCCCCCGUACACCCAUUGGUUGGUUUGCAUAUUCUGAUGAAAUAUGUGAAGUGGGAACAAGUGGCGCUGGAAAACCUCAGGCUUCAACCAGAUGCUUGUUCAUGAGCGAAUCACCAGGUUUCAACACUCUAUAUAUCUUCCAGUGUAACCUGACACUCAGUGAUAUACAACAAAAUCUGACCAGUCCAGCUGAUUUAGAGAUGCUGGCAACCAGCACUCAGAUUCUGACAUCCAACCCAGAAGAGCUGACGGCCGAAAAUGUUACAGCAGCGGCUGAGAUCGCCAACACACUGCUGCUGUCUGCAAACGCCACAGAGAGUGUCAGAGUGGCAGCAGUAGCAACGGUCAGUCAGCUGCUGCACACCACUGUAUCAGAUGACACAGAGGAAAACAACACAACUCUGGGGCUGACGGUGACUCUGGACCAGCUCUCAGUGAACCUCAGCCUCAGUCUCAAUGCAUCUCAAUCUCAGGUGGUUCAGCCAAACCUGGUGGUCCAGUCGGCACAGAUUUCUGCUGCACACACUCAGGGAGUCCAGUUCACUUCUCUCAGAGGGACAUCUGGCAGUUUUGUAGCUGAGAGAAUUCAGCUGAACACAAACGCAACACAGGUUGUGGUGGAAAACGGUUUCAUAGCUGAUGCCCUCAUUUAUGUACGAUUCCCUCAAGGCAAAGGUGUCAGAAGUCGUCAGACAGACUCAAACGUCUCUCUGGGUUUCGUUCUCUAUCAGAACGAUCGUUUCUUCCAUUCAAAACUCUACAUGAGGCGACGGGCCACCAUCAGGGUCCUGUCAGCCAGCGUCAGUGGGCAGGAACCCAACAUGGUGCCACAACAUGUGGAGAUGAUGUUCAGCCCAAGAAACAUCAGUGGGAUGUCUCUGUACGACUUCUCUUGUGUUUUCUGGAACUACAGUCAGAAGGACUGGAGCACCAGUGGCUGCUCUAAAGGAAACACUUCAGAUGGACUCAUGAGAUGUUUCUGUAACCACACCACCAACUUUGCUGCUCUCUGGUCAUACAGAGAGAACUACGAGUAUGCGAAAGCUCUGGAUGUGAGCUCCAACGUGGGACUUUCUCUUUCUAUUCUGGGUCUGGUUGUGACGAUCAUUUAUCACAUUAAAGAAAACUUCUUCAGGAAGUCUCAUGGGCAGCCAAGUAACUUGAAUUCAAAGCUGGCUCUGCUGUGCAUCUACCUCAGCCUGCUGGCCUUCAUCAUCACCUUCCUCUCUGGAGUCCAAAACUCUACCAGACAGAACGACACUAAGGUGCAGGGUGAUGAUCGAACCAACAACAUCCUGAACUCUGAUGAACACAUAGAACCAGACCGCGGCUCGUGUACGGCUGUAGCAGCUCUGCUGCACUUCCUCCUGAUGGCCACCUUCAUGUGGAACAGUGUAUACAGCACUCAACUGGUGCUGCUGGUCCGGUCAAUGCGCCGCAGCCUGCCAACACACUGGACUCCACUAAGUGUGACUCUGGGAUGGGGAAUGCCAGCGUGUUUCAUGGUCAUCACACUGGGGGUGAGCUACAGGGUGGACAAUCCGCUGGGUUACAGACAAGAGGAAUUUUGUUGGCUGGCAGCAUUGGAUAAGAACAAACAUUUCAACUUUAGAAAACCGAUGUUUUGGGCUUUCCUUCUUCCUAUUGGCCUGAUCCUGAUUUACAACAUCGUCCUGUUGGUUCUUACCUCCAUGACUACAUGCAAAGUUGAACCCAGACUGACCAGCAACAAGAAGUCAUCUUUAAGCAGGAAGUUCCUCAUCAGUUUAUCUCUGGCGGUGUUACUCGGUCUGUCCUGGACUCUGGGAUAUUUCGUGCUGCUCAGUUCAGAAAAAACACACCUGAUCUUCAGCAUUUUGUUCUGCAUCUGUACAGCCACACAGGGUUUACAAAUUUUCCUCCUCUUCACAGCUCGAACACGGGCCUUCAGAGCCUCCAUGUCAUGGUCCAUGCAGUACAUUUCAUCAAUCAACAUCCCUCUGAACAACAAAAAGUACAAUCUGUGGAAGAAGUGGAAUACCUGGAAUAUGAGCCAAUCGGAGACCUACAGGGAUCUGAGUGACAUCGAAAUGACCACCAGCAAAACCCUAGCAAUCGUGGAGAAGAUGGACCUGGUAGGGAAAACCUCCCCUGUGCAGGCCAAACGAAAAUGGGUGAAUCUAAAAAGGAAAUACAAUGAGUGCAAGUAUCCAGCGACAGGCAAUGGUGCAAGUGGGAAGCCCACUGCUGCAACAUGGCCCUGGUUUGGACCCAUGGAUGAGGUGUUAGGACAGAGGCCCUCUACCAGGCCUCCAGUCCUAAUUUCCUCCAUCCAGGAGGACACACCAGGCCCCAGUGAAGUAGUGGGCAACCCACUUCCUCACCAGGAAGAGCAGGAGGAUGAGGAGCCGCUGGAGGCACGAGUGGCGAAAAGGAAGAGGGACGGGGAGGAUGAACUCAUUGCUCUAAUAAAAGAGGACAUGGCACAGCAACGUCAAAUGGAGGAACAGAGAGCCGAGAAGAUGGACAGGCUGCUAGGUGUCCUUGGGAAGCAUGUCGAGCAGAAAAAGGAAUGA